AAAAAUACUAAUUUAGAAAAACUUAUGUCAGAUAAGCCAUAUUUAGAAACAGAGGAUAUAGCAGAAUCUAUUAUUUAUAUUUUGGGCACACAUCCUCGGGUACAAGUUAAAGAAUUAACAAUUUCAGCUCUUGGCCUAAUAAGUUACAUUCACGACUUUAAAAUUAAUAAUAUUACUAAUUAAAAAUUAAGAAAGAGGGAGAAUUUUUUAAUUAAUUAACAAGUUAUUAAAGUUUUUUUAUUUAUUAACAAAAAAAUGAAUCGUUGGGAGGGAAAAGUUGCUCUCGUUACUGGUGCUUCAUCUGGUAUUGGAUUAACAGUUGCCAAGACUUUAUUUAAACAUGGAAUGAUUACUGUCGCAAUAGCAAGAGGAAAAGAAAAAAUAGAGAAUGAGAUGAAAAAUAUUAAAGGAAAGGGAAAAUUUUACGCAAUGAAAUGUGAUGUUUCGAAAGAAGAAGAUGUCCUUCAAGUUUUCGAGUGGAUAAGAAAAAAUUUAGGCAAUAUCCAUGUGGUUAUUAAUAAUGCUGGUAUUACAGUUAAAGGAAAAAUAAUAGAAACAAAUAAUGAAGUUUGGGAGAAAGUUAUUGGCGUUAACUUAUUGGGAGUAUUAUAUUGUUGUAAAAAGGCAAUAAAAAUGAUGAAAGAAUUUGGUGAAGAAGGUCACAUAAUAAAUAUUAACAGUAUUGCUGGACACAGGGUAGUACGAAUUAAUAAUUGGAAUUCAAAUGUUUAUACUGGAACAAAAUCGGCAAUAACUGCAUUAACAACAACUUUAGAACUAGAAUUAAUUGGAAGUAAAAUAAGAAUGACGAGUAUUAGUCCAGGUUUUGUAAAAACAAAUUUGGUAAAUCAAGAAACUGGUGGUUUUCAAAAUGCUCCCUAUAUUGAGCCUCAAGAUAUUGCAGAAUCAAUUCUUUAUAUUUUGGGUACCCACCCACGUGUUCAAAUAACAGAAAUGACAAUUAAACCUCUUGGUGAAAGAUUUUAAUUUCUUUAAAAAUGUCAUAUUUAGAAUUAUUUCGAAUUUUUAUAAAUUAAAAUUUGAAAAUAAUAUUAAAGAAAAGAAAAAUUAUCAAGACUAUAA
Messenger RNA from Leptopilina boulardi, 1083 nucleotides. Its product is annotated as farnesol dehydrogenase-like. The record is from RefSeq and is a predicted model, not a curated record. Bases 256 to 987 code for a protein of 243 amino acids. NCBI's taxonomy places the organism in Eukaryota, Metazoa, Arthropoda, Insecta, Hymenoptera, Figitidae. The transcript has 6 exons.